Durusdinium trenchii is the source of this 2211-nucleotide messenger RNA. The record is from the annotation of a GenBank genome assembly. NCBI's taxonomy places the organism in Eukaryota, Dinophyceae, Suessiales, Symbiodiniaceae.
CUUCGAUUUGAAUUCGUCGAUUCGUUCCCUUCCUGGUGCCGUGCAUGUGGCCCCUCGGCUCAGCGCAUGGCCAUAGCUUUGUAGAAUGGCCGAAGAGAACUGUGAGAUGCGCGGAAAGGCGAUCCGUGUAAAUCUGGGAGUGGAAGGCCAGUCUGUCCGUGAUCACACUGCGGGAUCCGGAGUGGCGUCAGAAGAGACGACACCAGUACCGGCGGCGGAAAGUGAGGCCUACAGCGAUGGUGAUUGGCAUGAAAGUGAAGCAUCUGUGACGUCAGAACCUGAAGACGGGCCUGAUGUGGCAACACCCAGCCAAGGCUCAGAAAGAUAUACAGAGGAGUCUGUCGGCACAGCGUCGGAAGUGGAUGUGGUUGGUGAUCACAUAGAGCCGGUGGCCAGCAACACACCCGACAACGAUGCUGUGAGUGAAGCAGAUGUGGAAACUCCGGCCGAAGUACCUGCUGAAGCGGAGGUCCAGAUAGAUGUCAACGUUGCGAGUGCGCUAGCCGCACAUGCGGUUGAAGUGGAGGAGAGCGCUGACGAGUUGCCCGACAUCGAGGAGAGCAGCGAGCAACCCCGAGAAGACCAGGAGCAAGGUACGAAUGCUAUGGAGAGUCCGAUCGAGGUUGAGCCUGAGGAUCCUCAAACUCCAGCUGAGGAUGAGGACGAGCGAGUCCCGGGAGAAGCGGAAGACGAGGACGCUCCACAGGAGGAUCCGGUGGCCGAGGUCGACCCCGAGGAUCCAGUCACCGAGGAGGGCUAUACCUCCAUGGAGCACUCGUACCAUGCGUCCGACGAGGGCGCGGACAGCGAGGCCUCCGACGAUCCGAUGGAUGAAGAACAGGAAGCGUCGCAGGAAGCACUGAAGGGUGAGCUGGCUGAGAAGGAGGAGGAACACGACAAGCUGGCGUCACAACUGAGGCAGAUGCAGCUGGAAAUGGAAACUUUACGAAAGAUGCUGGAGCAAAACCAGCAGGAGUUGGCGAAUUCCAGUCAGGAACUGGAGAAAGCGCGAGCUGAGCUCAAUGACUUGCGAAAGCAACAAAACGAGUCUGCAGCGGCAUCACAAGCGGAGCGGGAGGCCUUUCGACAAGUCGAGAAGCUGAUGAAAGACAAGAAAAGCCUACGAGAGCAGCUUGAGAAGAUGCAAGAGCAGAUGGUACGGAUGGAGUCCUUGCAGCAGCAGCUGGAGAAGCGCCUCAUCGCCACGGAACGGGAGCGCGAUGCGGUGAAGCAGCGCUUGCAGAUGGACUCCUGGAAGCCACAUCGGAUAGAAGAAGCUGAAGCUGCCCGCCGAAGGACUGGUGGAGAGUUCCGUGUGCUGGAGAAGCCCGUGGACCGCAUGAGACGGCCCAGGCACGGCGCACAGCAACGGGACGUUUGGCGUUUCCAGCCACGGCAACGUGGAGCCUUGGUCUUGCGGAUGCGUCCAGGUCUUGACUCGCCACGCAGCAACCAGAAGUUGUAUCCUGGUGACAGUUUCGUGGUGUCAGAGCAGCGGAAGGGUCCUUCUGACCUGGUCUUCUUGAAGUUAGCAGAUGGUCGGGGCUGGGCCUUCAAUCGAAGCCCGGAUGUGGGCACGCUCUGUGUUCCGCGACCUGCUCGAAAAGACCGUCUGGCACCUUACAGGCUACCUGAGGGUGCUCGUUUGCCUGGAAAGAUCCGCCAGGAUCAGGCUGGUUGGAUCGGUGGAAAGGACAGGCUUUGUCGGGUCUUCGAUGAGGUGGGGAUGGGAUCAAAGAGGAUCAGGGAGAUGACAUCCCUGAAAGAGUGCAUUUUGGGGGUGGCGUGAUGAGGUUGUGCAUGAGAUCGCCGGCCCAGGUAGACCAAUGUUGUUCAUGUUUUGGAUAUGAGCUUGCGCAGCUGGGGUAUGUUUGACCAGCUAAAAUAAGACAUGAGCCAUCAAGUCAGGCAGCUUUUAGUGGAAUCCCCCACCGAAAUAUAGCUCCUAUUGGGAGCCGCGGAGCGCUCCCAAUCCGCGACACACGGCCACACACGGCCAGAGGCCCUGCGCGCCCGCCCACGCCUUCCGGCCAUUCCGAAGCCCGUGAGGGAUUCGCGGGCGCCAUGGCACUAGCGCCCGCAGGGGGCGCCAUGGCACCCGGCCGAACUCGGCGUCGAAUUCACCGCGCAGCAGAACGAACAAGCUAAACGAACCGUGUUGAAAUCAAAGGAACAAGAACUGACCUAGGCCCUAGGCUUGGGAUUCGUUGG